UCGGUUCCUGUGUUCAGCUAGUAAUGCCUGAUGUGCUGAGCCAGGUCUGAUCUGGCCAGCUGGCUAGUGUUUUGGAGAACAUAGACCAAUAGCUAGCCUAGCUACACUGCUAGUUUGCUAACCACAGUCGGUCAACACAAUAUGAAAACAUCGGAGAAAAUGAAACAUAAAUAUACGAGACCGUUUCAGACGCUGGUAAAAGUCUAAUAUAUGUAACUAGUCAAGAACAUCCAACCGUAGCAGUGGGGCAAAGGUAGGGACGUGGUCGAGUAUAUCGCUAACGUUAGCUAGUUUGGCCAAAUGCCUUGUUUGGGUUGGUUGUCAACGCUUGAGUUGGACAAACGCUGGCUUGUUAGUGUAUUGGGAGACGGAUAGCUACAGACUGUAACACCAAUAUAAUGCGAUUUAACCAAAUAUUACUGGUAGUUACAGGCCUGGCUGUACAAAACGUCGUCAAGAGAGUUUUCAACUGACAACUUUAACCUGCUAUUGGCGAUACUAUCUUUGUCCUCCACCAGUAUAAUCAACCACAUUUUUUGGGUUAAAUCACAUUAUCUGGUUUUACAAUCUGGAGCUAGGAGACGGGUAGUUAACUCGAUUUUGAAGUUUCAUGACAGCCUGUUUUCGUUGUUUCUCUGUGUUUCAGUUUAACUGCCAGAACUCACACCAUCAGUUGUUUGGUCAUUAACGUUAUGUUUUAAUUCUGUAAAAAGAACAGAUUUAAAUGAUUCAUGCCACCAAUGGCAAUAUUGUCAUCAGCUCAUCAUGGCUGUUAACAAAUGACAACUGCAGUGAUUAGGUAACUAAUACGUUUAAAAAAAUUUUUUUUUUAGCUAGUUAGCUACAAACAUGGUUCUGUCAUCAAUAGUUGGAUUUCAUCAUGCUAUGGUAAUGUAAAGGUGUAGACUACAAGCUAGAUGCCCCUUUAGACUACAAGCUGGCCAGACACACUUUCAUAUGGCCUUUGCGAAGACCCUUUGGUGACUGAGACCAACAAACACCAGUGUGAAGGAGGAAGGUCUGAUCUUUGAGAUGACUGUCUACCCAAAGAAUUCAGUGCGGAUCUUAUCUGCCCGGGAGUGUGGGGCCCGCGGCCUUGGCUCCCAGCGCCUCCUGCAGCAGCUUGUUGAGGAAAAGACCCGGCGGAUGAAAUGGCAGAGUCAGAAAGUGGAGUUGCCGGACAGCCCUCGUUCUACCUUCCUGUUGGCUUUUAGCCCGGACAGGACCUUAAUGGCCUCCACACAUGUCAACCAUAACAUUUAUGUCACAGUGGUUAAGACAGGGAAGUGUGUUCACUCUCUGGUUGGCCAUCGCCGCACUCCUUGGUGUCUGACCUUUCACCCUACCAUCCCUGGUUUGGUGGCUUCGGGAUGUCUGGAUGGAGAGGUUCGCAUCUGGGACCUGCAUGGUGGCAGUGAGAGCUGGUUCACUGAGGGCAAUGUGGCCAUUGCCUCCCUGGCCUUUCACCCUACCGCCCAGCUCCUUCUCAUAGCAACAAACAAUGAGGUUCACUUCUGGGACUGGAGUAGGAGGGAGCCAUUUGCCCUGGUCAAGACUGCCAGCGAGACAGAGAGAGUCAGACUGGUGAGGUUUGACCCAUUGGGUCAUUACCUGUUGACCGCUAUAGUGAAUCCCUCUAACCAACAGCAGAGUGAUGAUGACUCUGAGGUCCCCAUGGAUAGCAUGGAGAUGCCCCACUUUCGCCAUCGAUCCCUCCUACAGUCCCAACCGGUCCGCCGUACCCCCAUUCUCCACAACUUCCUGCACAUCCUGUCAUCGAGGAACUCAGGCUCACAGUCUGAGGAGCAGCAUCCUCCUGAACCCGCUGUCAAUAGUGCUGCUGACUCUCCUAGUCUUCCCUCUGGACGUUAUUCCGCCCUGCGGAAUCGCGUCCGACCCCCCUACCAGGGUUGUGUGCAACACCUUGGUAUGGUUUGCUUCUGCAGUCGGUGCUCUCCCACCCAAGCCCCUUCACCAUCUGGAGAGGACCCCUCUGACCCUGAGAGCCUGGAGACCCAGUCCUAUGCCUCCACCUUCUCCUCUGUUCGCACUGAGCCCCGGCAGCCCUCUGAGCCUCGCUCCUCACACCGUCCCUCUGCCUUCAGCAGUGUGUACAGAGGUGCUAGAGGACACUCUUUACGCACUCCAUCUUCAGGCCACCAGCAGCCAGGCCGGGAGUGUUCUGGGCGACUGGCGGGGGCAGACUGGAUGGGUAGCAUGCUCAACAUGCGGCCUGAGCAUAGUGGGGGUGUUGGGGUAUCUCCACCCAGGACUAGUGCAUCAUCUGUCAGCCUGCUGUCUGUGCGGAGACAGCAGGAGUGCUCCUAUCAGUCGCCUGUCUACACCUCUGCCACAGAGGGUGGAAGCUUUCCCCCAGCAGUUAUGAGCCCCCACAUCAGUGGAAACAGCUCUGUAGAUGGACCCAGCACUAGUAGUGGACACCACACUCUUGGGGAGGGAGGGAGCAACAGCCCCACCUCUAUCCGUAAUGUGCUGCAGUGCAACUUGAAUCGCUACUUCAUGGUGUAUGAUCGCAUACAGGAAAUGGAGCAGUCAGGUGGCACUGGUGGAGAGAGCAGCCAAGAGCAACAGACAUGGGAGAUGCUUAAUAAUAACAUAGACUCUGAGCGGCCUGUCACCCCCCAUUAUCAGCCCCCCCACAGCGGUGAUGAUGGUUCUGGUCCCUUCCCCGGCCAUGUGAACCGCUGCAGGGUCUGCCACAACCUGUUCAUGUUUAACCAAGGUACACAGCGCUGGGAGUGCACCGGCCAGACCCCAUCACAAGAGGGGAGCACCUCAUGGCAGCCCCCAAGCUCCAACCCUGCCUUUCACAACAUGAGGCAGACUGUGAUACAGGAUCCCCAGUCCUCUGACAGGAGACAGUUGGCACAGCCACAGCCCAGUGCUGAUGAACCUGGAGGGGACACAGCCUUCCCUCACCGGGGAACUCCUAGCCCGCAGAGAGAACGGGCAGUGGGGUUGGUGUAUAAUCAGGAGACAGGCCAAUGGGAGAGGGUUUACAGACAGUCUGCCAGUCCAAGUCCAGCGGUGAAUGUACCACAAGAGGCCUUAAAUCAAGAAAUGCCCGACGAAAGCUCUGAUGACGAUUACCUGAGAAGGAGACUUUUGGAGUCAUCUAUUAUGUCGCCGUCUCGGUAUGACAUAUCUGGCUCCCGGGACCAUCCCAUUUAUCCAGAUCCUGCCAGGUUGUCACCUGCUGCGUAUUACGCCCAGCGGAUGAUUCAGUACUUAUCUCGGCGGGACAGCAUUCGCCAACGAUCACUGCGCUACCAGAGCCGACUGCGGCCUCUCUCGUCCACCUCGGAUAGCCCAGGAAGCAACCCCUCCGUUGAGAACAACGAGGUGGACUUUGAGGAGUUUGAGGAUAACGGUGAUCGCGCCAGACACAGGGCUCCGCGCAACGCUCGUAUGUCUGCCCCCUCGCUUGGCAGAUUUUUUCCCCGGAGGUUCCUACUGCCUGAGUAUCUGCCAUAUGCUGGCAUCUUCCACCACGAGAGGGGCCAGCCUGGCCUGGCCACCCAUUCCUCUGUCAACAGGGUCCUAGCAGGUGCGGUUAUUGGUGACGGUCAGUCAGCUGUGGCCAGUAACAUCGCCAACACUACCUACCGCCUCCAGUGGUGGGACUUCACCAAGUACAACCUACCUGAAAUCAGCAACUCCUCGGUCAACGUGCUGGUGCAGAACUGCAAGAUCUACAAUGACGCCAGCUGUGACAUCUCUGCAGACGGGCAGCUCCUGGCCGUGUUCAUACCCAGCAGCCAGUGGGGCUUCCCAGACGAGGGCAUCCUGGCUAUCUACUCUCUGUCUCCUCACAACCUGGGAGAGAUGCUCUACUCCAAGAGAUUCGGUCCUAAUGCCAUUUCUGUCAGCCUGUCCCCAAUGGGCCACUACGUGAUGGUGGGCUUGGCCUCUCGCAGGAUCCUGCUCCAUCACAACACAGACCACAUGGUAGCGCAAGUGUUACGCCUGCAGCAGCCCCAUGGUGGAGAGACUUCCAUGAGGAGAAUGUUUGAUGUGGUGUACCCCAUGGCCGCUGAUCAGCGGAGACACGUCAGCAUCAACUCGGCUCGCUGGCUCCCAGAACCUGGCCUGGGUCUUGCCUAUGGGACCAACAAGGGAGACCUAGUCAUCUGCAGACCUGUAGAUGCCCAGUUAGACGGAGACGGCCCCACUGAGCACAGUGAGCCCGUAUUUGCUGUCAACAACAAUCGAGGCGGUGGUACUGGUGGGAGCCGCAACGGAGAGCGACCAGGGAACAGCAGGGCCCCCUUGAGGUCUGAAAGGGACAUGGGGCUUAUGAACGCCAUCGGUCUCCAGCCCCGUCACCCUACCCCCAUUGUGACAUCACAAGGCACACAGACACCCAUCCUACAGCUUCAGAAUGCCGAAACACAGAUCGACCGAGAUCCACAGGUUCCCAGCACAUUCCGGGCCUCCGAAGCAACAGACAGGGAAUCUCAAGACCAGGGCAGUGGGGAGGACGCCGUUUCUCGGCUCCGCGGGCUGAUCGCUGAGGGUGGUAUGACGGCCGUGGUCCAGAGGGAGCAGAGCACCACCAUGGGCAGCUUCGGUAACAGCAUCAUCGUUAGCCACCGCAUCCACCGCGGCUCCCAGACUGGGACAGAGGCACCGGGUGGGGACAGAGGCACCCAGGGCAGGGGUCAGGGUGGUGGUGAUGGUUGGACGUCCCUCUCUCCGCCCCACCGGGGCACUCUGUCGUUCACAGAGCCCACCACCCGUAUUCUGACCCACCAGAGCAUGUAGCUGGGUGAGAGCUCAGCAUUCCUGUUAGAGCCCUCUGUGGGGCCCAUAGCAGGACAGUAGCACCUCUCCCCUUCCAGUACAUCAGUCUCUUUUCAUCUCAGCCCUCAGGGGCCCAUUGGGGUGGAGGAGGGGGCCGAUGGGACCCCUAUGGACACAGACGAUGCGUUUGAGGGUGUGGGACUUGUCGAUGAUCUAGAUCUACACUCCCACUCUGCUUCCUCCUCCUCUUCUUCAACCCUGUCCCCUGUUGUCUCCCCUCUCGACAACAACAGCUACAGUGCCAGUUACCAUGGAGACCUCUACAGUCAAUAGAUGGUCAUGUGCUUUUCAUAUCCAUCUGAUCUCUACCUAGAAGACUCUCCUUCCUCUAGCCUUAUUACAUUGACUACUGUUUUUUCUGGAGGCUUCCAAUCCCAACAAUGAAAUCCAAUCCCAACAAUGAAAUCCUACUCCUCCAUUGCAUGUCCUGAUUUCUAUCCAAAAGUAGGCUGGAUGAGACCUAUCUUCAACCUAGGAUUAGGCUUGGUCUCUUCCUUGGAUGUGGUGUUAUUUUCCAUGCCCUGACUUCAGUUUGAGACUUGUGUCAUUGCCCAAUUGAGUGCAAGAAUCCAAAGCUACAGUUUGACCAUUCUAUCGGAGGGAGGUGGACCUGAGUGACUCUUUUACAAUCAGGGUUCAGAUCGGUGGUUUUCAAAGGCCAUCUAGGACCAAAUUCCAUGAUCAAAUUGCAACUUUUUUUGCAAAACGUGUUAAGACUCUUGAUCACUAUUAGCAAGAAGCUGAUAUGCUGAGUAGAAGCACAUUUUAUUAACCAAUCACAUUGGUACAAUUUGAUUGUGAACCUGGAUGACUAUCUGUUUUUUUAUGUCUAUGAAUUAUAUUUUAUUGUGUGAGAGAGAGAGAGGAUGUUCUAUGUCACCCUUUGUGGUUGCAAAACGUUUCAUUCUUCCUUUAUAGUCGUCAUGGUUGAUUAGUGGUUCGCAAAGAUGUAGUUGACCCAAUAUAACUUUGAAUCUCUUGUACUACAUAGGAGAGCAGCAUUACAUUACAGAGUAGAAUUUAGGGUUGGGCAAUAUUUAGGGAGACCAAUUCCACAAUAUGCUACUCCAGAUAUGGGCGAUAUUCGAUAUUAUCGCUGUGUGCUGUUAAUGACAAAAUAGUUCCCGACUCCUCCUUUUUUGUGUGUUUUUUUUGUUGCUUAUUUAUGAUGUCAUAACCUCCUUCUCAUUUAGACUUAUUUUCAACAUAUUGAUACUGCCUUACUGAUUAAGCUGCGCGGUUUUGAUUUGUAAAGUUCAAAUAGUGCGUCACAAUAGCUCGACCAUAUAGUUGAUGACAAAUAUUGCCGAUCCUUCGAGAUGUCAUACGUUAAGCCGAACCUAGUAGCAUUACAAGACUUUGCUCCCAGACAGUGGCCAGAUAAUACCAUUACUCUUUUCUCCCCAGUGUGAUGCCUGUAUCUGGUGUACAGUGUGCAGUCGGGUGUGUCUGUGACAAUGGCUAAUCCGUACCCGGGAAAAGAAAACAAACAGCAUGACUUAUGUCUUUCAAAGGUUGAUGAAAUAAUAACAGGGUACAGUACACAUGUACUACUGGCAUGUAAUGAUCAUGAGCUCUAGAUCCGCAGCCUCGUAACUUCGAAACGCGUUUUGAAACACCUAAAUGCUGUGCCAAGUAUUUGAAGUGAAGCAUUUCGACAAUAGUGUAUCUCUUCUACGAUUUCAAACGGUCACCCCAUGUUUUGUGAUGGUUGUCUUUUAUACAGUAGGAUUCCUUCUCUCGGUUCACUGUGGUAUGUUGAGCCCAGUCAUCUAAGGCUAAAUGGAAUUUGAAAAGGAGAUGCAUCCAGAAGGCUCUCUUUAAAAAUGGCCCGUUUGCCUCCUACGAGCCGCCCCGGUGCCUUGAGGGUUGUGUCGUUGCGACAGAGAGGCAGUGGGAGGUGCACAGGGGCGAUGGUGCUGAUAGCAUUCCGAGUCACCACCGGGGCAAAGC
Messenger RNA from Oncorhynchus gorbuscha (pink salmon), 6777 nucleotides. Its product is annotated as activating molecule in BECN1-regulated autophagy protein 1-like. The coding region runs from base 1033 to 4785 and encodes 1250 amino acids. Lineage: Eukaryota; Metazoa; Chordata; Actinopteri; Salmoniformes; Salmonidae. The record is from RefSeq and is a predicted model, not a curated record. Gene Ontology annotation, cellular component: intracellular membrane-bounded organelle. Gene Ontology annotation, biological process: autophagy. The transcript has 17 exons. Gene Ontology annotation, molecular function: protein binding.